AUGUUGGCCCAACCAUUCGACCAUUCGUUCAAUGACUUAUUUAAUCAGUACGUCAAUAUGGAGUCUUCCAACGUUGAUGCCAACAAAGACGUUUCAUUCUCGGGCGACUUCGACCAAAUCUUCCCUCUUGACUCGUUAUCGAGUGAAUGUGGCGAUCUUUCGCCCACCGUCUCCACCGCCAAGCACCCUCCUCAAUCGUCACCUCAGCCCUGGGGUAAAGACCUCUGGGCCCUGCAGGAGGACGCAAGCUCGUCUGCAGAGCAACAGGACUUUUCUUUUCAUGACACUGUCCACCCCUCCGCCAUCACAGAUCCCAGUCCCGCUUUAGAAACACCAGCAUCCCACCCUGCACAAGUUGCACCAGUUCAAAGACCUUCCAAAUCGCCAUCCACACCUCCGGCCACUCCCAGCCGUAAAGCUACCAGAAACCCUUUGGUCACCCCAAAAUCCAUCCGUCGUCGGGAUCCAAAUGAGCGUCGUGGCCUGCUGCGUAAGCAGAGCUAUUCCCCUAGUUUGAUGCGCUCUUCUCAACUCCAGAAAAGCAGAAUGGCGUACCCAGAAGCCUGGGCCCAACGAUUCCAGGACUUUGGUCUUCGUGGCUCAGAUGACCACCUACCAUUGUCUCCUCCACCUUCUGAUUUUGUUCAGCGUCAGAACUUCCAGCCGGAUAACUACCCUCAGCAGCAGCAGAACCGCUCUGAUGGGCUCCCGCCAGCAGAUUCAACCGAGAUGCCUCAUCAGUAUGACACCACCAUUUUCAACCAAUCUCCAGCGAUUUCGAUGCCAUCGCCCUCAGCUGGAGCGCUGGCAAGACAGCAGCAACGGUAUUUAAGUAACUCCGCAUUGACCACUUCAAGUCCACCGUCAGACGACAUCUUUUCUCCGCAUUCCUCAGCCCCUCAGUCCAUGUCCUCGUGGCAUUCUGAUUCUUUCAGCACUCCUGCACUCUUCACCCCCGACCUUAACAGCCAAGACGCCCAGGCAUGGUGGUCUCCGAUGGCUUCUCGCGUCGCACAGCGACCUUCAUAUCAACCAAUGGUCGCAUCCCCCGCUCCCCAGCGACCAAUCCAGAACACAAAUCAGCAAAAUGACAUGAUGCAAGGGGGACUUAUGAUUCAGUUCGAUCCUUCAUUUGACAUGUCUGCUACAUCCACCGAAUCAUCAUUCCCAUCAACGACCAUGCCCUCCGCACCUACCAAUCAAGAGAGUCACUCUUACCAAGUCCCUCCCACUGCUCCGAAAUUCAUUGAAUCCUCCUUCACUACCGCCCCUCAGGUCCAAAACCCUCAGCGAUCACCAUCUCUGUCGCCGAGGACUGGCGUAUCACCAAAAAAUGGAUCAACCACGCGAAACAACAUCAACAUGAAGGCGCAGCAGCGCCGCACUCACAACCCAAAGCUAUCAUCUCACACAAUGAGUGCUCCUAAGCCGGUCAAAGCAACCGGUGGGUCCUCGGGUAGUCCCCGGGGUUCCAACAAGUCGUCGGUUACUGUGUCUUUCGUCAACUUCACUGCGAAUGACUCCAGAAAGAUUUUGGGCGGAGUUGCUCCCAGCGGCAGCUCCAAGACAAAAGCAAGACGAGAGCAGGAAGCCCGAGAUCGACGUCGCAAGCUCAGUGAAGCCGCUUUGGACGCGGUGAGAAGAUCUGGCGGUGAUGUCGAAGCUCUCGAGGCUGUCUUAUGCUAA
Molecule: messenger RNA, 1686 nt
Organism: Aspergillus wentii DTO 134E9
Lineage: Eukaryota; Fungi; Ascomycota; Eurotiomycetes; Eurotiales; Aspergillaceae
Gene: wetA
Product: developmental regulatory protein WetA
Exons: 1
Coding region: 1-1686 (561 amino acids)
Source: RefSeq, a predicted model, not a curated record